GCACAUGCAGCGUUUUUGGCCGUGCCCUGUGAUCCUGUCUAGUGUGCAGGUGAAAUAUUGUAAUCCAGACAGUUUCACUCUUCCACCCAGGAGACUCUUCACCACCUUGGCACUUAACAUAUGUUUUUACAUGAAGAGGGGCGAGAAACCCGAGGGAUACAGACAAAUGCGACCCAACACGUUCCCUGCGAGCAACUACAGUGGCAAUAGUCAACAAAUGCUGCAGGAGAUCCGAGAGAGCUUGCGGAACCUCUCCCGGCCACCAGAUGCUCCCAAAACCGACGUGAGCGUCGGGAAGGGACCACCGGACGAUCCCAGACAACAAGGGCGCAGCAAUAACCCCAGGAACCCCCACCAUCACAGAGCACUGCAGGAGAUCCGCAGGUCACUCAUGCCAUUUGCUAAUGAAACUACCUCCAGUGGAAACAGCGCAGAUAUCAACAGACACAUGCUGCAAGAGCUGCAGGAUGCUGGCUUUGAUGAGGAGAUGGUGGUUCGUGCUCUGAAGCAGACGAACAGUCAUAGCGUGGAGGCAGCCAUAGAGUACAUCAGUAGGAUGAACUUCCAGGAGCCUGCGAGGGAGCAGAUAACAGCACGCCCUGUCAACACGGCCAUAAAACAAGCAGGUCCAUCCCAAAUCCCACAGACACUGUUGCGGCACCAAAGCUGGAAGGGUUCAAAGGAAUCUCUGGCCCCACAGCGGCACAGUGCUCUAAUGACUGAUAGCAUGAUUUACCGUCCCAGUAGCCCUGGACCUCAAAGCGACCUCUCACGGCCUGCUACCUUUCCUCAAAAUCUUGCUGCUGGAGCUAGCAGUCAACGAGUGAACCCUCCCCUCCCACGGCAGGUGCAUAGCAUCACUCCUCCUCCCUCCUCAUGGGACUCCAAUCCCGCAACCAAGCGGUAUUCUGGGAACUUGGAUUACCUGGUGCCUCGGAUCUCUCCUGUGCCUCAGGGGCCCCUUCCCGAUGGCUAUAUAAACCCUCCGUCACAGGCACAGCGAGGGAUCAGUCCAGUGCCAGUGGGUCGGCAACCCAUCAUCAUGCAAAACUCCGGGGGCAACAAGUUCACCUUCCCUCCAUCCUGGCCUCAGAAUGGCAACAUACAAAGUGAGUAUGUGGGCAUUAAUAGCAGUGGCUGGCAGCCACCACCACCUCCGUAUCCCAUGCACCAGACUAGCAGACAGAGUUCCACGGCCCAGCAGAUGCAAUCCAGCGCUCUUGCUGCACACUUAAACGGAGCCAACAAAAGUGCCCCAAGCAUGCUGGUGCCCAACCGCAAUAGCCACAACCUUGAUAUGUACAACCUUGGGGUACUAGCCCAGGUCAGACCUCCUGUGCAGCAGCCUCAGACUUCCCCCGGUCACAGCACCAAUCAGGACGUUCCUUCGUCAUGGCCCCACAGUGUGCCGGGACGCUCCAACUCCUUCACCAAUGCCCAGCCCAGUGGACGUCAGUGCCCAUCUGUGCCCAGCUCUCAUCCUUCCGGCACUACGGUCACCACCAUUACACAGGCCCCCAUUUUGCAGCCGGUAAAGAGUAUGCGUGUGCAGAAGCCAGAGCUGCACACCGCCGUGGCCCCUACGCUCCCACCUUGGAUGCAGCAGCCACCCCCUCCAGCCUCUGCUUAUCAAGAGCCAUCUGCUCCCACGGCUGCCCCCGAAGUCCCGAGCUACCAAGGCCCACCCCCUCCUUAUCCUAAACACCUGCUACAGCAGCCGCCUCCACCAGGGUACGACCCCAACCCAGGCCUAAAACCUAGCAACAAAGAAGAGGAUGGAGUCGACAGUGACAAUGACACUGACAGCACCUGCUCCAGCGAGCGUGCUGAGGGCUCUGAGGAAUGCGAGAAGAAACAAAUCACGACGUCUCCCGUGCCGGUGCGGCGUUGUAAACGUGACGAGGAGCGCAAGGGGGAAAGCAGAGUUCCCAUGUACUCCCCACAGGCUUUCAAGUUCUUUAUGGAGCAGCAUGUGGAGAACAUCCUGAAGAAUAACCAGCAGAGGAUCCGAAGGAAGAAGCAGUUGGAGAGCGAGAUGCAGCGGGUGGGACUUUCAAGUGAUGCACAGGAGCAGAUGCGCAUGAUGCUGUGCCAGAAAGAAUCCAACUACAUCCGCCUCAAGCGCGCCAAAAUGGACAAAUCCAUGUUUGAAAAGAUCAAGACUUUGGGAAUCGGGGCGUUUGGAGAAGUGUGUUUGGCUCGGAAAGUGGACACGGGAGCACUGUAUGCCAUGAAGACCCUCCGUAAAAAAGAUGUACUGUUGCGGAACCAGGUGGCCCAUGUGAAAGCUGAGCGGGAUAUUCUCGCUGAAGCUGAUAAUGAGUGGGUUGUAAGGUUGUACUACUCGUUUCAGGAUAAAGAUAACUUGUAUUUUGUCAUGGACUACAUCCCUGGUGGGGACAUGAUGAGUCUUUUGAUCAGAAUGGGCAUUUUCCAAGAGGACUUGGCUCAAUUUUACAUCGCCGAGCUCACCUGUGCUGUGGAAAGUGUCCACAAAAUGGGUUUUAUCCAUCGAGACAUCAAACCUGACAACAUCCUAAUUGAUCGUGAUGGACACAUUAAACUGACAGACUUUGGCCUGUGCACUGGCUUCCGAUGGACUCACGACUCCAAAUACUACCAAAGCGGUGAUCACGUGCGUCAGGACAGUAUGGACUUCAGUAAGGAAUGGGAGGAUAGUGCUAAUUGUCGCUGUGGAGACCGACUGAAGCCACUGGAGCGCAGAGCCGCUAGACAACAUCAGCGCUGCUUGGCACACUCAUUGGUGGGCACUCCCAAUUACAUCGCACCUGAGGUUCUGCUGCGCACAGGUUACACCCAGCUCUGUGAUUGGUGGAGUGUGGGUGUUAUCCUCUAUGAGAUGGUAGUCGGUCAGCCUCCUUUUCUGGCAACAACUCCUCUUGAGACCCAGAUGAAGGUGAUAAACUGGCAGACGACCCUACACAUUCCCCUGCAGGCCAAGCUGAGUCCGGAGGCCACCGACCUGAUCCUGAAGCUCUGCCGUGGCCCGGAAGACCGGCUUGGGAAAAAUGGAGCUGAUGAGAUUAAAGCCCAUCCCUUCUUCAAAAGCAUCGACUUCUCCACAGAUCUGCGGCAACAACACUAUGCGCCUUACAUUCCCAAAAUCACACACUGCACUGACACCUCCAACUUUGACCCCGUUGACCCCGACAAACUCUGGAGCGACGAUGCUGACAGCAACCACAACGACACGCUCAACCGCUGGUUCAAGAACGGCAAACACCCGGAGCACGCCUUCUACGAGUUCACCUUCCGCCGCUUCUUCGACGAUAACGGCCACCCGUACAGCUGUCCCAAGCCCAUCGAGUGCGAGGAUUAUGACGGGGAGGAGGAUGCGCGUUAA
Messenger RNA from Sinocyclocheilus anshuiensis, 3364 nucleotides. RefSeq names its product serine/threonine-protein kinase LATS1-like. Gene Ontology annotation, molecular function: ATP binding; protein serine/threonine kinase activity; protein binding. Bases 5 to 3364 code for a protein of 1119 amino acids. The transcript is spliced from 8 exons. Lineage: Eukaryota; Metazoa; Chordata; Actinopteri; Cypriniformes; Cyprinidae. Gene Ontology annotation, biological process: regulation of organ growth; hippo signaling; peptidyl-serine phosphorylation. The record is from RefSeq and is a predicted model, not a curated record.